Molecule: messenger RNA, 2689 nt
Organism: Fusarium odoratissimum NRRL 54006
Lineage: Eukaryota; Fungi; Ascomycota; Sordariomycetes; Hypocreales; Nectriaceae
Exons: 3
Coding region: 412-1086 (224 amino acids)
Biological process (GO): protein targeting to ER
Cellular component (GO): membrane; signal peptidase complex
Source: RefSeq, a predicted model, not a curated record
GAAGGGUCCAAUCUGAUGGGGUUGAAGAGGUCCGACAGGUUCUAUUGAUUUGGGUACCUAUGCUGUUUCAACAUGCGACGCUGAAAGUCCUGUGUGAAUGUUGGAAUAUGAGGGAUUCCCAUGUCCACAUUCAUCAAUAUGUUUUAUAUGAUUCUUUACUGAAUCCAGUCCAACUGGACAGUGGAGUUCAUGGAACACACAGCGGCCCAAUCACAAGGCUGAAACCUCACAGCUCCAGCACUCACCUAACUUAGACUGCAGGUCUCGUCCGUCCCAAAACGUGGCCAGUAGCUCCAACGACUUGAACACCAAGACGCGACAUCGUCAACGUCCCUCCUUCAAGCUCUCCUUUUCUUUUUGUACAACACUUUGAGAGCAAAAGCUGCAACUGCAGCUAAUCAAAAGCUCACCAUGUACAAUUCUCUUACUCGUAUUCAGAACACCUUUGGUUUCUUUACCACUGUCGCAUUUGUGGUCGCAGCUUUUAUCGCUGCGUCCGACCUCUUGGCUCCACGGGCGCCCGAUGCUGGCAUAUUCCAGAAGACAAACGCCCAAGUUGUGAAGGGCCGACCGCACUACUACAGCUCUAAGAAGGAGGAAUACGCCAUCAUUCGAUUCAACCUCGAUGCUGACUUGAGGAGCCUCUUUACAUGGAAUACCAAGCAGGUUUUUGUCUAUGUCACUGCCGAGUGGCCUGGCCCCAACAAUUCGACCAAUGAGGCUGUCAUCUGGGAUAAAAUUAUCACCAACCCCAGCGCCGACCAUCUCCAGAACAUUGGACCCGUUGCGAUGAAGAAGCUCAAGCGUAGCUCUGAGGGCAAGUCCAUCGACCCUGAACGUGGCUUUAUCGGUCUCAAGAAUCAGAAGCCAAAGUAUCAGAUCACCCACCCCAGUGGAAAGGUCGCCGAGACAGAUGAUGUGAAGCUUAAGCUACAUUACAACGUUCAACCGUGGGUCGGUUUUCUAACUUGGGAUCAGUCCCGGGAUAUCGGUCACUGGAGGGCUUUGAAAUGGGGAGAGUCGCCCAAGUUCCAACUUCCUGCUCUCAAGACUAAGAAGAAAGAUGCUCCCAAGAAGAGCUACUAAUGGUAGACAAAUACAUUUGUGUUCUUGAAAAUGCAUUCAUAGUGUAAUAUGGCGCCCGGGUCUUGGGCAAAGCCAUGAUUGUAACUCCUGCGGCCAUGAUCCCUCUGACAAGAUCUGUUCGCACUCGUGACUCCGUGAUACAGGUAUCUAGCUUUUAUCUAUCAUACAUUUUCACAUCCACAACUUUUAUCCCAACGUUGGCUAUGUUACAAACAAUCCAAGCAUUUCAACAUCAUGUUGUAAGACACGGCAUCAUGAACAAUCCAUCCGUCAUCGCCAGUACAAGUAUGAAUCAGAACUGCGAGGCAUCUAGCCUUGGGUUCCAUCAGCAGCAGCUCCUCCGUUGCCUCGUCCGCGGCUGGCCCCGCCUCGCCCUCUUCCACCACGUCCACGUCCACGGCCCCUGCCUCGAGGUGAGUCAAGGCUGGCUGGUGGUGGAACAUUGCCAUAUCUCUGUUCCUGCGGAGGCUCGACCCCCUGGUGCCCAUCAGGACCUGGAGAACCAUGAUGUGUACCGCGUGCGCGACCACGACCUCCUCUACCUCGAGUUCCGUGCCCAUUAGCGCCCUGGCCUUGAGUCGCGCCGUCGGGAGGGCCAUUUCGGUAAACCAAGGUGCUGUGCAUGAGGUUAGGGGCACCUCCACGAGCGCCAUUGCCUCGUCCUCGUCCAGGGGAGUUGCGUCCUGGUGAGUUGGAGCCAUUCAAGGCUCCGCGCCACCCACCGCGAAGCGGACCAGGUGCUGGAGCAUCCUUAUACUGAGUGACGCCAACAUUCGCAUAUCCACCUUGAGCGGCGAUGACUGGUCGUCGCUGUUGUGACUUGCUUGUGGUUGAGAUUACUUGUUUGUUCGUGGUAUUCAGGACCGAAGAAGAUGCCACAGUCUGUCCGCGGAACAUUGGAGCUCUCUCAUUAAGCGUGGUGCCACUCAUGAACGAUGUGUCCCAGACAACAUCUAAAAGCAGAGCGGUAGCUGUGCGGCUGAUACCAGCAACAGUUCCACGAGUCGCGAUAGGAACUUUUCCAGCGGCAGAGACGUAAGUUACCCGAUCUCCCAGGGUAAAGUUCUGGCUGCUGAGCACCAUCUCAGCAUCUGACGGCUUGAGAAGCGCUGAACGAGGAACGCCACGCAGUUUCUUGAUAUCAAUAUCUUGAGAAGCAGCAUGAAUUUGUUCUCCGACAUUAGCCAGGGCCUUGACAACCUCGGAGUCGAGUUGCUCAGCUUCUAAAGGAACACGCUCGAACUUGCUGGUCUCCUGCUUCUUGAGCCAGGCCACAAUCUCCUUAACUCUUUGCGAAGCAACACUGGGGUCAUUCCAAAGAUCUGUUUCGAGAACCUCACUCUUCUGAGGUUCCCUCUGGAUGGCAGCGAAGAAAUCGGGGAAGGCAACCAUGUAGUCAGCAAUCAACUUGAUUGCCAUGCCACUGAAUUCCCAACCCGUGUGAGACUUCCUUGAGUACCCCAAAACCUUGAGUUUUCGUCCUUCAAAUUUCAAAUUCAGUCCCAAAUUCAGUCGAAGUCCAGCAGAAUUGAUAAUUUGAUACGAAGACGUAAUCUUGCUUAGGACAAGAGGAUGGAUUCCCAACUGCUUGGCAACAGCAAAA